CAAGUUGCAUCUGGAACUAGCAAAAAUACAUUCAAUAGCCAACAGUAUGGCUGCUAUUGAAAAGCAAAAUUAACUGCUAAAUCUUACGAAAUGUGGACAGAAAUAAGUGGUGUAAUUUUAAGCAAUCGUUCUUUCGAAGGAAGCAUUGGAAGUUUCGUGCUCGGGUGAAUCGGCAGUUCGGUUUUGAGCGUGAACUAAGAGGAAAAAUCGAUUUCCAUCAUCGUCUUCGUUCGACGUAAAAGUGAGAGUUUUCUGCAUCCGUAGCUGUCAGCAGCGAGGUUUUUGGAAAACAAAAUUGUCACUAAUGUGCUUGUUGAAUUUAGGUAUCGCUAGUGCAGCGAACAAAAAUCAACGGAUAAUCUAAUCAUCGUGCUGGUGAUUGCUGUAAAUUUUGUCAUCGUCAUCCGGACCUGUCUGAAGAUUGCUGCGGCCAAACUUUGCUACCCUACCUGGUAGACACUCUACGUUCAGUACUCGAGUUUUGCGGUGCAAAAAUGAGCCUCUAAGCCACCAGUCGUCGACCAGUUUCGUGCGAGACUGGUGCACUAACGCAACGGCCCUCGUACAGUGUCGAACCACAACUUCCCGCAACGCGACGCGACGGCAUCAGGAUGGUGUUAUCCUACAUCAGAUAUUUCGAUAACAUCUAGAACGCUGUUGCGUUUACGUUCGAAUAGUUCUCACUGGUAGAGACGUUGGUACCGGAAACUUGUGAAAUGAGCCAGAAAGCGCCCAGCGGCGCCACCAGUGGCGCCAAAUCAACAUCGGUUGCAGCUCCCGGUGCUACAACAACAAUAACAACAGUUACAUCAACAUCCACGAGUACGGCGGUUGUCAGUGGUGGCGGUAAGGUAGAGACAGUCGCAAAGAUGCAAAAAUCGAGUGAAGCUGAAAAAACUACUCCAACGAAAGAUCGGCAAAAGCUAUCCUCAACGGUACGCGCGUUGAACUUCGAUGAUCCAGAGCUAGAGCGGAAGCCCUCCAUCGUUACGGCGGAGAAAAAGAAGGAUGAGUCAAAGGUGAAAGUUGCAACGGAUCCGAAAGAACAGGAAAUCAAAUCGAAAAUCAUUCCAAGUGCUGCAUCGUCGAAACCGUCCGCUGUGAAAAAAGACGAAAAUAUUCCGGUUGUCACUACGGCAGCGGCACCGGUCGUGGCACAAUCAGUGCCCUCGAAAACAAUCACUAGUCCUGCUGUCGUUUCUGCGUCCAAACCGCCACAUAGUAGCAGUCCCAAACAGACCGUGGAACCAGAAGCGAAAGCACAUGGAAGUCCUUCAAAAGGAAACCUGAAAAAGAUCCACCAGCAGUCGUCGGUUAAAACCGAAGAAUCUGCCAAACCAGUCCUGCUGAUCAAGUCAUCGUCCGUUCCUGCGCCAGCUCCGGUUGCUGUUACCACUGGAGCCACAGUCAGCAAUAAGCCAUUGCCCGUACCUUUGCUACCAGCAGCAGCACCCGUAGCGAGUCAACUGGUUACACCAACCGUCAUUACAACUGCAGCGGCAUCACCAACAGCAACCAGUGCUCCUCCAGCAUCGGUAGUGUUGCGUCCUUCGUCCGGGUCAGGCUUGCAAAAAUCCGCUUCAUACAGGAAAUCAUCCUACAAACCACAGCACUCACAUUCGCUGCGCUAUUCCGGCAGUGGAAGCGACAUUUCCAACCUGGUUCGGGUUCGAAAUUCAACACUAGGCAACUCGGCUCCAACGCUGUCAAUCACUUCCAAGGAAGGAGGCUUCGGUCAGCGUCGAUCGACAUCGUCUUCAGCAUCGGCCCGAAGUGGUGCGGUGGCUCGCCACCGGCUCAGCUUCGUAGCCAACAUUUCGCCUCGAUCUCAUUCACCGAUUCCCGGCAGCCCCAUCGACAGUCCGCGAAUUAAUUCGCCGAGCAUGAUACACUUCCCGUUCGUUCCGAUCAAACGGUUAACCAGCAAAAAUAGUGACAGCAGACGAUGGUCGGUUGCUUCCUUACCCAGUUCGGGCUAUGUGACAACGCCGGGCAGUUCCAACAUUUCGUCACAGUGCUCCAGUCAGGAGAAACUGCACCAGUUCCCGGCUGUCCCGACGAAUGAUGAUUUGCACAUGCUUUCACUGCACUUCUCCAGUAACGACAGUAAUCCCGGAAUGGACGGACGAAGUCUUCAUCACCACCAUAACUUCCUGCAGCAGCAGCAUCAUCAUCAUCAUCAUCCUCACCAUCACCACCAUCACCAUAAUCCGCUUCAUCAGCAUAGUGGUGCUGUGUCCACGCAUGCCCUUCAACAGCACCAGCAGCACACUCAGCAGCAACCGCUCAGUUUGCAAUCGCAGCCAACGCACUGCACCAACAGUGCCCAUUCGAUCAAAUCGACCGGCAGCUGCAAAGACGAUCAGAACAACUAUUGCGGUUGUCGAUCCCCGGUUCAUCGUCCCCGAUCGCGCAGCCUCAGCAGUCCAUCGCACUCCCCAAUAACGGACAAUGAGAUUUCCCUGAUGAACACCUUCUACAAGGAACGCUUCCCGAAGGCCACCCAACAGAUGGAGGAACGGCUGUCGCACUUCAUCAAUGAAAACAAAAAUAUCAUCAACGACAGUUCGCGCAUUUCGCAGCCCAUCGUGCGCUUCGUCCACCACCAGGUGCUCGAGAUGGCCCGGGACUGUCUGCACAAAUCGCACGCCAAACUGAUCACGUCGCGGUACUUCUACGAAAUGAGCGAAAACCUCGAACGGCUGCUAGCCGAAACGAAGGAAAAGUCCCCCGAAGCGGCACCGGAGGUGACCGGCGUGGUGAAAAAGCUGCUGCUGAUCAUAUCCCGUCCGGCUCGGCUGCUGGAAUGUUUGGAGUUCGAUCCGGAGGAGUUCUAUCGGCUGCUGGAGGUCGCCGAAGGUCAGGCGAAGGUUACGCAAGGUAUUAAGGCCGAUAUUCCGCAGUACAUUAUUCAGAAGCUGGGGCUCAAUCGGGAUCCGAUUGCCGAACUGCAGGAAGAGCUGAUCGAGUCGUGUUCGUUGAAUUCGUCGAUCAACGAUGGUUCGUUGGAUAAUAAUAAUUCGUUUUCGUCGCCGAAUCAAUCCUUCCUGUAUCUGGAUGAGCGAGAUGAGCUGAAUCGAAGUGCUUCGAUGACUUGUUCGACUCCGAAGGGGUCGCAAAAUAGUAGUGCUAUUAUUAACAACAGCAGCAGCGGUAACAAUAACAACAGCAGUCUGAUGAGUGCGAGCAAUAACAAUAAUGUUAAUAAUAACAACAAUAACAACAACAACAGCAGCGCUGCUGGUCCCAUUGGCGGUGGUGGUGGUGGGGGCGGUGUUAACAAAGGUUUUAAGGGGCGCUCCAGCGCCAGUGCGGUGCCGAAUGAGAAGGAUUACGAUAUGCUAAAGCUGAUCUCCAACGGUGCCUACGGAGCGGUUUAUCUGGUGAAGCACAAACAAACCCGCCAACGGUUCGCGAUGAAAAAGAUCAACAAGAAUAGUUUGAUGCUGCGAAACCAGGUGGAGCAAGUGUUUGCCGAGCGGGAUAUCCUGAGCUUUGCGGACAAUCCGUUCGUGGUCAGUAUGUACUGUUCGUUCGAGACGAAGAAGCAUCUGUGUCUGGUCAUGGAGUACGUGGAGGGUGGCGAUUGUGCGACACUGCUGAAGAGUAUCGGUCCCCUGCCGUCCGAUAUGGCACGGUUUUACUUUGCCGAAACGGUGCUAGCGGUUGAGUAUUUGCACAGCUAUGGGAUCGUGCAUCGGGAUUUGAAGCCCGACAAUCUGCUGAUCACCGCACUGGGGCAUAUUAAGCUGACCGAUUUUGGGCUGUCUAAGAUGGGGCUGAUGUCGUUGGCGACGAAUUUGUACGAGGGGUAUUUGGAUAGUGAAACGAGGCAGUUUUCGGAUAAACAGGUCUUCGGGACGCCGGAGUAUAUUGCACCGGAAGUGAUCCUACGGCAAGGGUACGGUAAACCAGUGGAUUGGUGGUCGAUGGGGAUAAUUCUGUACGAAUUUAUGGUGGGUUGUGUGCCAUUUUUUGGGGAAACUCCGGAGGAGUUGUUUGCGCACACCGUCAAUGACGAUAUUGAGUGGCCCGAUAACGAUGAUUGGCCAAUUCAGGACGAAGCAAAGGAUCUGAUUACGGCUUUGUUGCAGCAAAAUCCGCGGGAUCGUCUCGGAACGGGAAGUGCCCAUGAAGUGAAGGAGCAUUGCUAUUUUCUCGGGUUGGAUUGGAAUAACUUGCUGCGUCAGAAGGCGGAAUUUGUCCCCCAACUGGAUAACGAUGAGGAUACUAGCUAUUUCGAUACUCGAGUCGAUCGGUAUAAUCACGACAUCUGCGGCGAUGAUACCGAUGACAUGGAGGAUUCGCCUCUGUUCGGAUCGUUCAGUUCGUACUCGCCUCAGUACAGGAAACAGCAAAGUAUUUCAGCUAGCAGUAAUCCACCAACGAUCGUUUCUCAGCCGGAAGCUUUGGCUUCCCCUCUCGCCGGAUCCAAUUUACCGUCCACCAUAGCGAAGGAAAAGCCUCAACUGCCGUCACUGUUCGAGGAUAGCUUCGAUCUCAACCAGCCGGCUAAGCCGGCCAGCGACAUCAGCAAACUCAUCAUAACACCGGAACUGCGCAAAUUCAAUAUAAACCCCUCGAGAUAUAAGAUGCCAUCGACGCCGGAUCUGGACUAUCUACCCGAGCUGGCCACACCCGAUCGUGAAGAUUUCAUUAGUCAUCUAAACUUGCGUCCACACCAGCAACAGCUUUCCACGCCGGAGUCCUCCCAGACGGACAGCGAUGACGUUUCGCCACAGAUUCAACGCAAGCGCAAAAUUGUGCACAGCCGCGGUGGAAUCCUGCCGAAGUUUUCCAUUUCCAUCGAAGACGAUCAGAGCGGUCACGAAACAUCCUCUUCCACCCCGUCCCAAGUGGCAAUAACAUCGUCGUCCCCCUCAUCGUCGCUCAACAACCUCACCGGUGCCGGUGGAACGGCCCGUCACAUCGUCAAGAGUGCCUCGGCGCUAGGCCUAUCGCUAAUGACCUCGUCGGAUGAUUCAUCGACGGCAAUUGCAACGAUCGGAAGUGCCGGAGGCGGCGGCGGUGGUAGAUCGGGAAUCGCCGGAGGAUUGCACAAUGUCACUACGACCGCUUCGAAUCUUUCGUCUUCAUCAGGCUGCAGCACCGGCAUCACAUCGACCAUGCAUUCCGCCGGUAACUGCUCCAGUACGGCCAGCUCGCGGGAUACGUCUCCGUGUCGGGAGCUGAGCCCACUAGUCACUAAUCUUAAGCCGCCGCUAAUCAUUCGAAGAGGCCCGCGUGGAUUUGGCUUUACCGUGCAUACGAUUCGAGUCUAUUACGGUGAUACAGAUUUCUAUACGAUGCAUCAUUUGGUGAUGGCAGUGGAUGAGGGUAGUCCGGCUUUUGAAGCCGGUCUCCGACCGGCGGAUUUAAUUACGCACGUCAACGGGGAAGCGGUGCAAGGUCUCUACCAUACACAGGUGCUUCAACUGUUACUCAGUGGUGCUGAACUGGUUAGUCUAAGGGCCACCCCGCUGGAACACACCAGCAUCCAGAGCGGAGGACGCAAGCGAGAACCCUGGCAGAGUAAGUUUGCGAAAAAAUCAACGCACAGUCGGCGGAAGCAAAAGAAGGAUAAUGAAAAGAAGCGCAAGACUUCGCUAUUUCGACGGAUCAGCAGCAAGCGAGCGAGUGCCGAAAUGCAGCAGAUGGUGGCCGGGAUUCAGUCGCCCACUUCAGUACCGCCCAGCAGAAGCUUUCAGUCGUUCACGCGAUUCCAGGGCAGUCAACCGAAUCUAGCUUCCACGUCGUCGGGCAGCCCUCUGCCGGCCAGCAUUCAGCCUGCGGUGCCUUCGACCUCCUUAACCGCAUCUCCCGUGAACCGUCUAAGCCUGUCGCCAUUGAACACCAUCACUCAGGCCUAUCCGUCGUCACCGUCGUCUUCGCCUAGCACUUCCGCUCCCAGCACACCAACGGGAACGCUAACCUACAACGAAGGAGCUCCGCUCUAUCAGCGACCAUCCACGCUGCACGUACUGAAGCACAAGCUUCACUCGUCGCCAUGCGCUCCGAAUAGUAAAGCCUUACAUUCAGCGGCUGCCACGGGUCGACCAAAUCGGCGAAAAUCAGCCGAUCAUAUGCCAUUGUCCCCACUGGCUCGCACACCAAGCCCAUCGCCGUUGCCAGCAUCGCCAACCCGCUCCAGCAGCCCGCUGGCCUUCCCGGUAGUUCAUCCACUCGGAUCGUCCAACACUACCCAAUCGUACAGUCCCGGUGUGCUUCCCUGUGCUUCCACCGUCCCACCACAAGCCGGAAUCGUUCCCGGAAUCGUAACCAUCAGCGGUAAUUCACCGACUCCUCCCACAACCAAGAAAGGCUUCCCGCGAGCUAAAACCGCCGAGCCAAGCUCCCCGCUUCUGCGGCGUGCUCUAUCUCCGGACCGUUUGCAUCCCCGUACCGCCGAAAGCAAGUGCGUCCUGUCGCCGCUCUGCUGUAACACCCCUCUGAAGACCACACCGCGUCAGGUGACCGGAAUCUGGCGUUCGAAUCAAAAUUCAACCAUCACAACGGCGACCCCUCCGCAACCACCAUCCAGCGCUAGUGUGCCUACGGCACCUCCUGCUCCGGCAGCACCCCCAACCGGACCAGCUAGCCUCCCGCAACAGCAGCAGCAGCAACCUACCGUAACAUCAUCCGCCCUGGCAGGAGUAACCACAACCAGUACGGUUUCCGGCAAGAUCGUCACAUCGCCCGCAUCGCCAUCGGCGGCGACAACAACAACGACGACCUCUGCCCCUACCGUACCCACAACCGGCCAAGGAAAAUCUACCAACAGUGGACAGCAGCAGCCACAAUCACUUCCCAACAUGGUCGAGAAGAUGAGCAUUAAGGAUGCUCCCUAAAUCAGUUGUUAACAGAAACAAACACAUACACGCAUAGACUACUAUGAUCGUUUGCCUCGUAGUCAUUGAUGUUUUUUUUCCUUUUUUUUUUUUGUUUUCUUUUUUUAUAAGCAAAUGAACGCAAACGUAAAAAGCUCGUUUAUUUAUUUGAUUAAUUUCGUCGUGAUACUCUUCUAGUUGUAAGUUAUUAUUAGCGAGGGAUUGUCUGUUUAGGUUUAGAGCGCAGGCAAUGAAUGCGAUAACUGGUAAAAGGCAAGCCAACAUUAUCAUAGGCGUCAGAAGGAAGGUAGGUAGCUCGAAUUGCGUAGAGGAUGCAGAAGCUUAGCUAAAGCUUAGGGCGAGAGGGGAGAAAACUAGUGGAAGAAUUGUUGGAAGCAUGAAAAAAAACCCGUAAACAAUUGUAGUAUAUAUGAAAAUGGUUGCACCGAACUUUGAAUGUAUAUGUUUAGCAAUUUUGAAUGGUACGGAAAGGUGGAAAACCUAUCGAAAAACCCUAUUAAAAUUUAACGAGUUCAAGGAAUCAUUAUAGAGGAUAGCAGAUAAUGAUAUGGAGGAAGUGAAAUUUAAAGAAAAAAGAUUUACAUUUGUGUGAUAUUUUUCAAGCAAACAAAAACAAUACAACUACGUAAAAGGUAUAAAUUAUAGUUUACAGGACAUAGCAUGUAGUUUUCAAUAAAAAAUAUACGAAUUAUGAAGGUAACACAGAGUUAAAAGCAAAAAUUUAAGCGCCAAACACGAUAAACACACCGACACACCGGUUAGUAAGCAAAAACUGCACAUUCACGAGCGUUUUUGGUUUGCUUUUUCCGUUCGUUUGAGCUUUUUCUUCCCACCCACUAAACUGCUGCUACGGCUGCCAACCCGCCGCCGGCACCGGUCAGAGCUCUCGGAUCGUUCCUCUCUCUCUCUCUCCCUCGCCCCGAAUCGAAAUCGUAACGAAAAACUGUUCAAUCAUUUCACUAAUCGUCUUCGUCCGAUUGUUUGAUUAAGCAUUGAACGCAAACGCCAAAACGACUUUCUUGUGGAUUUGCAUGCUCGCAUAGAAGGCAAAUUCGACACACUGAAAGAUCCCACUUCCGAAGAUCCGAGACUUCUGCCACGUGACCGCACUAAAACAGAAGUUGUAAUCCAUCUUUUUGGCAAUCGAAUGCUCAACACUAAGGACCAGGUAGUUCGAAAUCGAAACUACUUUAGAUCUAACCAUGCGCCUCCAUCGAAUUGUAAUCUAUCGAUGGAGCCGAAAAUGUUUCGAAAAUAGGCAAAUUUUUGUCAUGUCAAACAAGCCCAAAGGUGCUUCUACUGUUAUGGAGAAUCAAGUUAGCCUUGACAUGUUGUAAAAGCUGUAUAAAUAACAACUGUGAAAAUUUCGAUUAAUUCAUUAAACAACCACCAAAGAAGCCACCAAAAUUAACUGAAGAACAACAACUUACAACUUCAUAAAAAAAUAUAAAAUGUUCUAAGCUCCAGCCGAGAAGCAGCAGUCAGUCCCGUGCUUCAUUUUUGCAAAAUAUGAAAUGAAGUCUUACACUCCGAAUUCAACCCACUCUACUUAGUUUUCACUCGUUAUCCGUUGCUCAAAUUAACCAAUACCACUUGGAUGGCAAAUAAACCGACUUCCGAACUCUUAAAAAAACUCCUGUUUCAAAAAAUUACUAAGUUGACCAGCAACUCCAUACACAGUUCUACGUCAGCCUUCCAAGCAAAGAAAAAAACGAAUGAUACUAAAUUAAAACAAAAGAAAAUCAUCCCACCAUUUCAACAUUAGUAUAUGAACUAAUUCUUUAAUCCAGUAGCUAACAGAAGAAAUAGAAGAAAAAGCAAGCAAACUACUAGCAGCCUCAGUCUGUCACUCACGGCACCCGUGUUCUUGUUCGUGUGCGCGUGCGUGCGUGCGUGUGAUAUACGUGUGCAGUAGUCCACCAGCACGGUGGAAGGGCAAAAUUCUAGAAAUUAGUUCACAAUAUGAGCGUAAAAAACUCCUCGCACACGAAGUCGAGAGACACUAGGCGCAAAGAAAACAAGCUAAUAAUGAUAGCUGCCACCGCCCCCUGAGCGAGGAGCAGCUGUCUGUUACAAUUGAUUUCAACCCAACUACAGUAGAAUUACUACCAGCAUCAGAAUACAGUCUAAACAAAAAAUAAUUAUUCAAUAGCGAUACACAAACAGUAUAUAACGGUUGCAAACAGCUACGAUAGCUUCCAGAAAUCGUUCUGUUUUAUUCUUUACGUUUCGUUCCCCCAAAAUAAGCCGCUUUAAAUGCAUACAAAGUUCGAACAGCGGAAUGAAAAUACCAUACUCUAAAUGUAAAUGUUGGAAAAUGAUCGAAAAGUUGAACGACGGGAAGCGCACUCGUGCGCAUGGUUUGUAAAAUACUAUCAUACGUAUAAUAAGACACUUAGUGCAAGGCAAAGGGCAAAGUCACUAUAAAAGUUGAACCGAAAGCAGUGAAAGCUAAUACCAAUAGUACCAUAAUCACUUAUCAAUGUUGCCGCAGUGUAAUUAUUUCAUUUCUAGUGCAAGAUGCAUGAUUCAAGAUAAAAAAAAUGAAAAUAAAACGAAAAGUAGGCGU
This is a messenger RNA of Sabethes cyaneus, 9417 nucleotides long. It is a transcript of the gene dop, whose product is annotated as microtubule-associated serine/threonine-protein kinase 3. Gene Ontology annotation, molecular function: protein binding; magnesium ion binding; protein serine/threonine kinase activity. Lineage: Eukaryota; Metazoa; Arthropoda; Insecta; Diptera; Culicidae. The coding region runs from base 717 to 6848 and encodes 2043 amino acids. Gene Ontology annotation, biological process: intracellular signal transduction; peptidyl-serine phosphorylation. The transcript has 4 exons. The record is from RefSeq and is a predicted model, not a curated record.